GCGAAACGACGUGGGAAGCAGUACUGUCCAAACGAUUAAAGCAUUUUCACGAUGUACGCGACACCUCGUCUCGCUUUUCACUUUAUGCGCGCGCGCUCGUUCGAAAAUAUUGAAGAAACGCGCGUUCAAUCUAUUUGAUCACGUGAUUGGUCGAUCCGCGGCAAGAUCCCCACCCCAACUCUUAUCAUCGUUCUCUCUUUCUCUAACACGAGAAUUGUCUAUAGUCAAAUCUUAUUCCACUUAUUACGAUUUGCUAAGUUUUGUGAAUGAAAAAAUAAACGACAUGGCCAUACCGUACAAUUUGAAAAAGCCCGAAGAGGUUAAGGAAUAUCUGAAAAAUCUUCAUAUCGAAUAUAAAUUCGGUUGUUACAGUGAAAAAAAUCCUGAAGUUUGUCAUCUUUUGGGUGACUUCAACGAAGCCAUCAAGAAGGAUUAUAAAACUGCUGCGAUCGUUUAUAAAUCAAAUUGCGACGAACGUAAUUAUCCGAGAAGUUGUGCCAAAUACGGAGAUUAUCUUAUCGUCGGUAAAGGUUGUAAAAAAGAUAUUAAUGAAGCAUAUAAAUAUCAUCAAAAUGCUUGCAAUUUUAAUGACGAUAAUGGUUGUCUUCAUGGUGGUAUUCUUGCCAUAACUGAUCAACUUGAGGAUGAUCAUUCUAUGCAGAUUAAUAAAGGAAUAAACAUGUUAAAUAAGGCAUGUUACGAACUCCAUUCGGAGAAAGCCUGUUUCUUUCUCUCAGGUAUUUACAUGAGUGGAAUAGAGAAUCACGUAGAGAAGAAUUUCAAGGAGGCUUACAAAUUAUCACUUAAAUCCUGCGAAUAUGGGAAUCCGUAUGCCUGUGCAAAUGUAUCUCAGAUGCAUUUAAGAGGUGACGGUGUCAAAAAGGAUUCUGAAUUGGCCAAAAUCUUCCGGCAACGAGCUGAUCAGCUUUUAAAAGAAUUAAAAAACGCUCCAACGUUAAAGUUCCAACAAGGCAUUGAAAACUAGUGACGCCAUAUGUUAUAUAAUAUUAUUGCAAAGUCAUAAUAAAGAAGGUUAUGUUUAUAAAAAA
This is a messenger RNA of Vespa velutina, 1049 nucleotides long. RefSeq names its product cytochrome c oxidase assembly factor 7 homolog (gene Coa7). NCBI's taxonomy places the organism in Eukaryota, Metazoa, Arthropoda, Insecta, Hymenoptera, Vespidae. The record is from RefSeq and is a predicted model, not a curated record. Gene Ontology annotation, molecular function: protein binding. Gene Ontology annotation, cellular component: mitochondrial intermembrane space. The transcript has 3 exons. The coding region runs from base 284 to 985 and encodes 233 amino acids.